GCUGCCCCGCUGCCCGCGCCGCCGGCACUGCCUGCCGGCCUGCCGCUGCCAUGGGCACCUUGGGCAAGAGGAGAGAAAACCAGCAACCUGUCCAAGCAUGCAGCACUGCCCCUGAAUCAGCUCUGGAGCUGCAGCAGAGCAGCCACUGUCCCAGCCUCUCCAAUCAUACUCAGGUCAUGAUGGUGCCGCUGGGGCACCUGGCCAAAGGAGCCACUUUGGAAGACCUUCUUGAAACCUGCAUUCAGUCUUUUGAUUUAGAAGGAAAUGCAUGUCAAAACAACCAGCUGCUAAAAAUAAUUCUGGCCAUGCAUCAGUUUUUCAUCUCUUCUGCAGACAUGCUUCAGAAACUUGUUGAUCUCUAUCUUAAUGCUUUAGAGAAUAACUCUUCCAUGCUGUGUGUAAAGAUAUGCUAUUUUGUGAGGUAUUGGAUUACAGAAUUCUGGAUUAUGUUCAAAAUGGACUCUAAACUAUCCACAGCUAUGGAGGAAUUUCAAGAAGUGGUUCGAGCUAAUGGUGAGGAGUUACAUUGUCGUCUAAUUGACACAUCUCAAAUAAAUUCUAGGGACUGGUCCAGAAAGCUGACACAGCGUGUAAAGGCCAACACCAGUAAGAAACGGAAAGUCUCACUUCUUUUUGAUCACCUUGAGCCAGAGGAGCUGUCAGACCACCUGACCUAUCUUGAAUUUAAGUCUUUCAGAAGAAUAUCAUUCUCAGAUUAUCAGAACUACAUUGUGAAUAGUUGUGUGAAAGAGAACCCAACAAUGGAAAGAUCAAUUUCUCUUUGCAAUGGUAUCUCUCAGUGGGUGCAGCUAAUGGUUCUCAGCAGACCAACACCACAGCUUCGUGCUGAAGUGUUCAUCAAGUUCAUUCAUGUUGCACAGAAGCUCCACCAGCUGCAGAAUUUCAACACAUUAAUGGCAGUAAUAGGAGGUCUGUGUCACAGUUCCAUUUCCAGGCUCAAGGAAACAAGCUCAUGUGUUCCUCAUGAUGUAAUCAAGGUGUUUAAUGAAAUGACAGAAUUGCUUUCAUCUUACAGAAAUUAUGAUAGCUACCGACGUGCCUAUAAUGAGUGCAGUAACUUUAAGAUCCCAAUCCUUGGGGUCCACCUGAAAGACUUGAUAUCCCUUUAUGAGGGCAUGCCAGACUACUUGGAGGACAAAAAAAUUAAUGUAUACAAACUAUAUGCUCUGUAUAACCACAUAGAUGAGCUGAUACAACUCCAGGAAAUGCCACUUCCCCUGGAGGCUAAUAUGGACCUUGUUCACUUGCUUACACUGUCUCUUGAUCUUUACUACACAGAAGAUGAAAUUUAUGAACUUUCAUACGCACGAGAGCCACGAAGUCACCGAGCUGCUCCUAUGACACCUUCCAAACCACCAGUAGUUGCAGACUGGGCCUCAGGAGUGGCCCCAAAACCUGAUCCAAAAACCAUCAGCAAACAUGUCCAGAGGAUGGUAGAUUCUGUCUUCAAAAAUUAUGACCAUGAUCAGGACGGAUACAUUUCCCAGGAAGAAUUUGAAAAGAUUGCUGCCAGUUUCCCAUUCUCGUUUUGUGUAAUGGCCAAGGACUGGGAAGGUCUGAUUAGCAGGGAUGAAAUAACAGCUUACUUUAUGAGGGCUAGCUCAAUCUAUUCCAAAUUAGGACUUGGCUUUGCUCACAACUUCCAAGAGACCACUUACUUAAGGCCCACUUUCUGCGACAACUGUGCUGGAUUUCUAUGGGGAGUCAUUAAACAAGGAUACAGAUGCAAAGACUGUGGAAUGAACUGUCACAAGCAAUGCAAAGACCUGGUUGUGAUAGAGUGCAAGAGAAGACCCAAAACUUCAAUUGCAGACAGCAGCCCAACAUCUGCUCUUGCUUCAAGCCUCUGCCCAGUAGGAGUCAAAGAACAAUUCCAUGGACAAGAAGAAGGAUCCUUCACCUUUCCUAAUGGAGAAGUAGUGGAGCACAGUGAAGACAGCAAGGAUCGAACCAUUAUGCUCAUGGGUUCCUCAGCUCAGAAAAUCUCAGUGAGACUGAAACCAGCUGUGAUCCAUAAAAGUACACAGACUGAUCCUGUACUUAUGGCUGGUGAUGUGUCUCGUAAGCGGAGAGAGAAGAAAGAACACAGGAUGCCAGAAAAUCCUUAUCUCCAGGCAGCUCCAGCAUCCCCAUUUCCAAGCCCAAUUCUAGGACGCAGAAAGGCAUUUGUUAAAUGGGAAAACAAGGACUCCAGCCACAAAAUGAAGGAGGAGCAUCACAGCUGUAAACCCUCAUACCAGGAACUUGAGCAGGAAAGGAAUAUUCUAAAGGCAGACAAUGAAGGUUUGAAGAUCCAGCUGGAACAGGCACAUAAAACAAUUGAAUCUCUUACAAUCCAGAAAAGAAACCAUGUAGUUGACAGUCUACAACACAGAGACUGCUCCUAGCAGAUGAGAGGAAAAUCUCCUAUGGAAUGGAAGAAUGUAAGACUGAAAGAGGGGCUGUGAUAAAGCUGCUUUCCAAGUGAACUGGAGAGAGAAUCUGAAGGAUAUUAAGCAGAAAUGUUCUUUUUACUCAAUACAUUUCCAUUUUAGACAUGCACUCCCAAAUGUAUAAAAUCAUUCCUUUGACCUUGUAAGGUAAUUUAGCAUUAUCUAUUCUAUGAAAAUAGUAUCUUCUGGGUUUGCUUUUAAAAGGAGUGAGAGUGUUGCUGAAGUCUCUGUUCAUGUUGAAGACCAUAUUGAUUUACCAGUGACUUACUUGGCUGCCAGCAGCACACCUUACUGUAGAAAUGCUCUGACAAAGUAGCUAUUCAUAAGACUGUGUCACCUCAAAUUUGGCCCAAACUCAAUUUUGUACAGACAAAUGUUUGAUAAAGUCGAGUAAGAAAAACUUCUUUAUUGGAGCUGAAACCAAUUAAAAACAUGAAGUGAAUGGCCACAUUUAAUUCCAGAAAUUAACAAGAACUUUAAGUAGCUAAGCUAAUGAUACUUGAUUGAUCCUUACACUUUAAUAUAAACUGACAAUUUUUUAAACAUCUUUCAGAGCUUUACAAGUUCUGCUGCUCAAAUGUUUAAAGUAAUAGACGUAAGAAUAUAGAGACUUGACAUUUGAUUACUGCUUCCAUUUUUGUGCUCCAUGCCAUGACUUGGAACUCUUGAUUCCACUUACAGUAAUUUCACGAUUACAAGCCGCACGGACUAUAACUAUUUUAGUCAAAAUGGUGCGGCUUAUAACCAUGAAAUUACUGUACUUGGUUUAAGGGGCAACUUCUUGUCCCCAUACAGUAGAUAUGGGACAAGGUUGAUUAUACUUCUGUCAUGUCAAAGUAAAUACCAUUUUGAGCAGAACUUUUAGAGCCCUAUUAGGAGGGAAACUGUACAGCAAUCUCUGUGCAAUAGCUACUGUAUUUCAGAGCUCCUGACAAGAUUUCUCCAUUUUCUCUCUCCUAGAUUUCACAUGCACUUUACAUAAAGAGUCGAGUGUGCUCCUAUGUCUGUAAAUUUUGUACAGUAAAAGGUGUGAGGGAGGUAACUUAAAUACACAAAGUGUACAUAUUGUUAAGAGAAAAUAAGUCUUUCAAGUUACUGAUAAAUCUACUUGUCUAAAUAGCCGAUUUGGAAAUUGCAUUUGCAUUCCAAGAUAAUCUGUACACUUAGAGUUGUAUAAAACUUUCUUGUAUUUAUCAGAUAUUUGUCAUCACAAAUACAAACAGAAACAAAGUCCACUUAAUGCACAACACUUCUAAGUUACCCAGUCCAUUAUAGAAUGAAAUUUAGUCAGUGACAAUAGCAUCUGUGCUUUGUGUUCAAAGUGGCAUAAAUAUACAUUCCAUCCACAAUUUACAGGUAUUAUCAAGUAUAUGAAUGUUUUAUUCAUAAAAUUAAUUUGAAACUACUUGCCAGUUUAAUGAUUCAAAAUUCUUGUUUUGAAAUUGGAUUGUGCUUGUAACCCUAUGUAUAAGUAAAUAUAAAUGGAGGGAAAGAGCAGUAGUAGUAGAUUUUCUGUAACAUUACUGUAAAUAACUGAAAUGCUUAGGAAAAAAAACAGCUCAGAAGACUGUGCAUCUUUUUAAACUCAUACACUAAACCUGAAUUAUUAACAAGUAACAUGGAAUUGCACUUUGUUCAGUGAAGCAAUCAGAAUGACUGUCACGUCACGUCUGCAAACUUGGUUUGCCCACUUUCUGUGAGCUUCUUGAAUUUGCCCUCUAUUCAGGGAACUACAGCAAGGUAUAUUUCUAAAAGGCAUUUAGCAAAUAAAAGUCUGUUUCUACAACUAUUAAACAAGAUAAAAGUUAACUAUAUUUCUACUUACUUAAAAAAUACCCCAGAGGAGCAGCUAAGACUCAUAAAUCUUGUUGUACAGCCAAAGUAACUGCCCCCUGGUGGUCUAAAGGCUGGAUUUGAAUAGAAUUUGUGUGUAUACAUAUACUUUGUCUAUUAUGGAAUGUGGAGGUCAUGAACAAAACCUCGUAGCUAAAAGGAAAAUUCCCUAACAUCAGCAGCUGGCUGAAAGGCUACUGUAUAACUCGGUACUUAAUAUUCCAAACUGAGUUAUGACUGCAGAUUUGUACAGUCCUAAAUGCUAACUAAAUGUUUCUCUGUGAAGUUUGCUUGUUCAAUCUCAAAGAUUUAAAAGGGAUCUGUUUGCAGGAAUGUCUUAGGGAACAAGUGUGCAGUGCUUCAUGUGUGCUGAAAACUUCCUGCUUCAAAGAAGUCAGGAUACCUGGAUAACUUCAGAGCUAAGCACCUUCAGGUUCUCUGUUUGUCCAAAGCCCCUAAUGGUUAUUUCCUCCCCCGUCCCCCCCUUUUUUUUGGGACUUUCUUUUUCCUGCAUGAAAGACAACAAUGGAACCUGACUAGAGAGAAAUGUUAAAACUGACAAUGUUACCCAGAAAGAAUCACUUGCCUCUGUGUUAAUCUUCAAGCUCCUUUAUGUUAGGGAAAAAGAUACAACUAAAAGUGCUGUUUAGAAGUCAUGUUACCAAGCAGUGAUACCAAAAUUUAUCUUGUCAUGGCUAAGUUAAAUGGAAACACCUCUUCCUCCUCUAGGUUCAGCUGUACUUGCAAGAACGCAGAAAGAAAAAGCACCAUUCCUCAUUUAUUUUUUAAGCGUGAAUUCUGAUUGUGUAAAGGUUAAAUUAAAUAGAUUGAGUAGUAUCAUAAUUAACAAGGCAGGGCUACUGUCCAUAUUCAGGGUAAAUACAGUUGCUUUUAGAUUAGCUUAUAUAUGUUUUGGAAAUAUGUUUUUGUUCUAGCAUCAUCUGUUCUUUUGUUGUAACUGAUAUCUAUGGCAACUUAAAAAAAGUUUAAUGCUGAGAAGAUUGAAAAAGUGUACAGAUUGUAAAGAUUUUAUAUAAAUUUUAAGAGUUUGGUUUAAUAUUUAUAAUAGAAAAAAAUAUUAAAGUUGUAUUUCAUGCCUCUGAUUUUGCAUCUCAGAUAAAUCUAUACAACCUAUAUUCAUCUUC
This is a messenger RNA of Catharus ustulatus (Swainson's thrush), 5431 nucleotides long. RefSeq names its product RAS guanyl releasing protein 1 (gene RASGRP1). Gene Ontology annotation, cellular component: plasma membrane. Lineage: Eukaryota; Metazoa; Chordata; Aves; Passeriformes; Turdidae. Bases 51 to 2408 code for a protein of 785 amino acids. Gene Ontology annotation, biological process: Ras protein signal transduction; positive regulation of GTPase activity. Gene Ontology annotation, molecular function: calcium ion binding; guanyl-nucleotide exchange factor activity. The transcript has 17 exons. The record is from RefSeq and is a predicted model, not a curated record.